GGUAAAGGUCUAUCGGCCUCGGUCAGGUAUCGUCAUUGCAAUUGUUUUGAGGUGCUAAGACGUCAAUUGAUAAAUUCCCAAUUUUACCGUAACACAACGCACUUGUCCACACAAAUAAUUUAACAACAUUCUCUGAUUCGGUUUAACAAUAAUUAGCACGGCAAGUAAAGGCAAACAGUGAGCGAAAACGAACAAUAAAAUGAGGGCAAACAAGUCAGGUUUUGCAAACAAUACACUUACAAUGUAUGUAAUUUCAAGAAGUUAUACUAUUUGCUGUGCCCCAAGAAGUCAUAUAUAGUAUAAUUAAGUUCUUAUGCGCUUAAAAGCAAUGGCUGGCACUCGAUGUGUAUUUGAGUAAACAUGGGCAUAUAAUUCCCCUUGACUCCAAUAGGAAGUGCUCCAUAAAAACAUCAUGUGACAUCUUUAACAGCUAUACGUACUGUAUAAAUAAGCAUAUAAUCGCUUCCAAUGUACAUAUGUAACAGCUUGAACGAUUAAAACUUUACCAGCAUCCUGGGCAAACCAUGGAGGAACCCAAAAUAGCAACCACAGCGGAGCUUCCCAGCACAUCAACCGGAGCAUCGUCGUCAUCAUCGACUUUGUCCAACAACGUGAGCUACGACAAGAUCGCCUGGACUCGGGAUAUCACAGAACCCUUGGCUGAGGAGUCAUCUACAAGUCAAUUGCGCCCGCUGGGUACCUCGAUUCCAACCGAUUCGGCGGCAUCGGAACUGAAUACGUCCAACACUUCGUAUUCCUUUACUGGAGACUAUCUAUCUGGUGGCAAUAAGGCCGAUCUGAAGGGUGGCUAUCCAUCCGGUGGCACCGAUACGGACACGAAAGCCAAUGAAAAGGACAAGGAGAAGGAACAUAACGCAGACGACUCGCUCUACGAGUGCAACAUAUGCCUGGACACCGCCAAGGAUGCUGUGGUCAGCAUGUGCGGCCAUCUGUUCUGCUGGCCGUGCCUGCAUCAGUGGCUCCUGACGCGUCCCAAUCGCAAACUCUGUCCCGUUUGCAAGGCUGCCGUUGAUAAGGAUAAGGUCAUACCUCUGUACGGAAGAAAUAGUACACACCAGCAAGAUCCACGUAACAAAGUUCCACCACGGCCCGCUGGACACCGUACAGAACCAGAUCCUGUUCCCGGGUUCCCUGGAUUCGGAUUCGGCGACGGUUUUCACAUGUCCUUCGGCAUUGGAGCUUUUCCUUUCGGCUUCAUAACAUCUACGUUCAACUUUGGCGAACCACGUCCGCCUGUUGCUGUUCGGGGAACAAGGCAAUACCAGUAUGAACAGGCCAUGUCUAAGCUCUUUUUGUAUCUGGCCCUUGUGUGCAUAAUGUGGCUGUUCUAUGCAUAGCAAUCUGCGAACGCGUAGAGACAUCACCCCGAUAAGAAGAACCUAUAUUCAAAUGUGUAUGGAAAGCGUCCGAAGUAAUCAUAUAGCAGUAUCCUCCAGUUAAAUCAACAAUAUUCUUAAACUCGUUGGGCAAUAGUCGUUGGUGUGAUUAAUUAACAUAAAUUGUAAGCAUUCGGUUAUAAUUUUAAUUUGAGAAUUCGCAAAACAGAAGUGGAUUGGGUACCCCAAACUAUUUCAAAAAGGCCGCGAUACCCUACGACUCUCAGCGUAAAAAACUGAAAUUUCGAAAUCAUUGGAUCGUAAUGAUUUAUUUAAAAUGUAGAUGUCAAAAAGUGUAAAAAUAUAUAUUUUAAACUCGAUAAAACAUUAAAAACAUUUAUUUCAA
This is a messenger RNA of Drosophila simulans, 1743 nucleotides long. Its product is annotated as E3 ubiquitin-protein ligase RNF185. The transcript is spliced from 4 exons. Gene Ontology annotation, molecular function: ubiquitin protein ligase activity; ubiquitin-like protein conjugating enzyme binding. Gene Ontology annotation, cellular component: endoplasmic reticulum. The record is from RefSeq and is a predicted model, not a curated record. NCBI's taxonomy places the organism in Eukaryota, Metazoa, Arthropoda, Insecta, Diptera, Drosophilidae. Bases 525 to 1358 code for a protein of 277 amino acids. Gene Ontology annotation, biological process: ubiquitin-dependent protein catabolic process.